Messenger RNA from Danio aesculapii, 5049 nucleotides. RefSeq names its product metal response element binding transcription factor 2 (gene mtf2). Gene Ontology annotation, biological process: chromatin organization; regulation of DNA-templated transcription. NCBI's taxonomy places the organism in Eukaryota, Metazoa, Chordata, Actinopteri, Cypriniformes, Danionidae. Gene Ontology annotation, molecular function: DNA binding; chromatin binding. The record is from RefSeq and is a predicted model, not a curated record. Gene Ontology annotation, cellular component: nucleus. The transcript is spliced from 15 exons. The coding region runs from base 188 to 2011 and encodes 607 amino acids.
GCGGGAAACCAAAAUGGCGAGAGCGAGCGAUCAAAAGCAGCCGUUUACCACAGUCUGAAACACUUCAGGCGUUUGAAUCAUCUCUCAAAAGCAGCAGCACCACCUCGAUUGACAGCGGAGCUCCUGCUGCCCGUUUAUGGGUAGUUCUUUGUAAUUGUGAGGCAUUGUAACCCGGGAAAGUGGCCGAAUGAGAGACUCAGCAAGUGCAGAUAACCUGGCCGCCCAUCAAAAGACUCCAAAUCGCCAACACAAGUCCCCUGUGUCCUUGCCCCGAUUUCCCCUGAAAGAUGGGCUGACUGACACGACCAAGCUUGCUGGCAAGUUUGAGGAAGGACAGGACGUCCUGGCACGGUGGUCAGAUGGCCUCUUUUACCUGGGCACCAUUUCCAAGAUAGAUAAACAUAAGCGUCGCUGCUUUGUGAUUUUUGAAGAUCAGUCUAAGUCCUGGGUUCUGUGGAAGGACAUUCAAACAGGGGACAGUGGAGGGGAGAUGCUCUGCUCCAUAUGCCAGAAUGAAAGCUCUGAGCCCCCUAAUGAAAUCGUCAUCUGUGACAAAUGUGGUCAAGGAUACCAUCAGCUAUGCCAUGCUCCUGUAAUUGACUCCAGUGUCAUUGACUCUGAUGACAAAUGGCUCUGCAGACAGUGCGUGUUUGCCACAACAACAAAGAGAGGCGGUGCACUAAAGAAGGGGCCAAACGCCAAAGCCCUACAGGAAAUGAAGCAGUCUCUACCAUACGCCCUUGAAGAAUUAAUGUGGGACCAGGGCCACAAGACCAACAUCCAGCAAUGCUACUGCUACUGCGGUGGACCUGGAGACUGGUAUCUGAAGAUGUUACAGUGUAACAAGUGUAAACAGUGGUUUCAUGAAGCUUGCAUCCAGUGUUUUCAGAAGCCAAUGCUCUUUGGAGACAGGUUCUAUCUAUUUAUUUGUUCCGUUUGUAAUAGUGGACCAGAGUACCUCAAACGCCUGCCUCUGAGAUGGGUAGAUGUUGCACAUCUGAGCCUCUACAACCUGAGUGUCAUUCAUAAAAAGAAAUACUUCGACUCCGAGCUUGAACUGAUGACUUACAUCAAUGAAAACUGGGACAGGCUUCAGCUUGGAGAGCUUGCAGAGACCCCAAGAGCAGAACGAUAUGAAUGCAUCCUGGAAGCACUUAACAACAACCUCGACAUGUUCAUGUCGGGGAAAGAGAUCAAGAAGAAGAAACACCUAUUUGGCUUACGAAUCCGCUUCCCACCAGCCCCUCAGAGCUCCGAGCUCCUGUCUGACCGAGAGCCGGAAAAAGCCUCCCACGAGAUCAAAAUCAAAGGCAGGAAGGCCACCAAACCCUCUCUUUCAUCCACGCCUGUUACUAAUGGAGCAGUGAAGAAAGGAAAGAGGAAGCAUCACACACACUCUUUAGAGACAUUGGCCAAAUUGAGAAGGUCAAGUGAACUUUUGGCACAGAAUGAUGGAAAGUUUCCAACUAUAGACAAUAACUCACUAGACCUGAUGGCCUCAAAAAGUGCCAAAAGUGAAACAUUUUUGCCUUCAUCAAGUACCUCAGAUGUUGAAUCGGUUGGAGGCACCAGCACCAGUGAAACUACCUCAACCACCCUCUCAAGGCAGUCCAGUUUGGGCAGUCCGAGUGGACCACGCACUGGAUGUUUUUGGCCUACCAUCACACAGCCCCCAAUUAAGAGGCGCCGGGGGCGUCCACGACGAGCACUGCAGCCCCCAAAUCCAGAGAUUCCUCCAACCUGCGAUACAGAACCACAACCCACCACCACUAACAACAACAUAAUCCCGGAACCCAGCGCUCUUCCCUCCUGCCUGUACAGCAGCAUGGACAUCAUGCAGGGCCUGGACCCCAACACCCAGCUCAACCACCUCAAGAGCUCCAUCAGCACUUACUUCGGGGCCGCCGGUCGCCUGGCCUGCGGAGAGAAGUACCGUGUCCUCGCUCGCCGCAUCACAAACGACGGCAAAGUAGAGUACUUGGUGGAAUGGGAGGGCGUCACUGCCUCCUGAGCUCCAUACGGGUGUGUUUUAAGAUGGUGUAAAGCCGUGAUUCAGACUGAAUGUACAUGGAUGACUAAGAUAUUUAAGGGCCCUCAGGACUCGAUAGACAUGAAGCGAUGGGACUUUUGUAGAGUUUUGUCUAUCUGGAAACUCAAAUGGACUGCCUUCAUGUGGACUAAGUUGGCUGUAGUUUCAGGUUGAAAACGUUGUCAGUUUGCUACUAUGUGAAAACCUGAGUCCUUGCUUUUUUUUCUGUUGUUUAUGAUGUGCAGGUGCCUUAAGGGGAUGUGAAACGGAUACUAUAUAUAUACUAUAUAUAUAUAUGCGUGCUGCUGGAGACAGAGGAUUUUGUUUUUGUCUUAUUCAAUUUUUUUCUCAUUGCUCGAAUUGCAAAAGUGGAGAGAGAGCACUAUUGUCAAUAGGGCACUUCUAUUUACAAUUCAAUUGAUUGCACAUACUCUCGGCCUGUACAUCCAGUAUUGACUCAUCUCAGUUUAGAGGAUUUGUUCAUCCGAAAAUGAAAGUUGAUUCGGAAUUUUUUACUCGCCGUCUCAUGCAAGUUUUUCUUUUAGAUGAACUCCGACAUCCUGGCUCUUCCCAGAUUUAAUGGAGGUGAAUGGCGCUCGAGUUUUUGAAGCUCCGAAAAGCACAUUCAUCCAUCCUGAAAGUAAUCCGGAAGACAGUGUAUUAACGAAUGCCUUCGGAAGCAUAGCAAAUUAUUUGUAAUGACAAAAAAAUCUGAACUGUUUCGACAUCUGACCUAGGUGUAGCAGAAACUACCUUGAAUUGACUAAGCAUUAUCGAACGCAGAAGUGCAGAGAGGAGAUGAAAACACGAUAACGUUCACUCACCAUUUUAAGACUGAUACUAAUACAGGCAGAGAACAGAAAACAACUCCAAUAGACCGUGUCAAUUCUUAUUUUAUUGUCCAUUAUGUCAUAAUUUGAGCCUCACGUGAAGUAGUGUUGUCAAAAGUAUCGAUUUCGAUACCAAAUGAUAUUUUAAUUUUAAAAACGUCCAUUUUCCAGUAUUUCAGUGUAUUUUUAAAUACUGCUCAUUGGCCAUUGUGCUCAUGUGCUCAACAGCUAUGACUGUGCAAACACAUUGGAGCGUUUCAUAGCUAAGGUGAACAGUCGAUCCCUCAGCAGAUUGCUCGUAUGACAGAUCAGCUGAUCAACAUGGCUUUUAAAACACUCCAGUGUUUGUGUAUCUGUGUUUUUAAAGCUCUAUAUGUUAAGCAUGGUAACACAAUGGCCAAUCAGCAGUGUUUAAGAAUAUUAACGGGACGUUUUUAAAAUGUCAGUAGCGAUUGGUACCGAAAUCGAUACUUCUGACAACCCUAGCAUGAAAUAGAUUAAGGUAUUGAUAGCAAUUCAUUAUUCCACUUGUUCUAAAUAGGUUACUUUUAUGAUAGACGGACAUGCUUAAACUCUUUAAAAACUCGAGCACCAUUCCCUGCCAUUAUAAAGCCGGGAUAUUAGUGAAUCAUAUAACGUUAAUUAUGUUCAUCUGAAAGACUAAAGGCAUAUACAUCUAGAAUAUAUUGAAGGGUAGCAGAUUGGGACGGGUUUCAUUUAUUAGGUGAAAUAUUGAUUUAAACAGCCUAACGUGUUAAUUUUGGACAUGCUUACUGGAGCUUCAAAAACUCGAGCACCAUUCACUACCUUUAUAAAGCCGGGACAAGACAGGAUAUUAGUUAAUAUAACAUUAAUUAUGUUCACCUGAAAGGCUAAAGGAUAUAUAGACACCUAGUAUAUACUAAGAGUGAGCAGAUUUGGGACAAGUUUCAUUUAUUAGGUGAAAUAUUCCUUUAAACAGCCCUAACGUGUUGAUUUUGGACAUGCUUUGUAGAGCUUCAAAAACUUGAGCACCAUUCACUGCCCUUAUAAAACCGGGAGGAGCCAGGAUAUUGGUUAAUAAUAUAACGUUAAUUAUGUUCACCUGAAAGACUAAAGGAUAUAUAGACACAUAGGAUAUAUUGAGGGUGAGCAGAUUGGGACGGGUUUCAUUUAUUAAGUAAAAUGUUCCUUUAAACAGCCUAACAUGUUAGUUUUGUAAUAAAAAACAAACAAACAACAAUGUAAAAUGGUUAAUUCUUCUCUUGCUGUUAAAAGGCAGAAAAAAAAAAAGAAUCGCAUUAAUAUUUACAAAAAUUUACUGAGAUUUUUCCACAAAUUGCCAGAAUUGAACGUUUAUCAUUUUGUUUCCUGAGGUUUUCUUUAUUUUCUUAUUGUUUUUUAGAAAUGCGUAUAUCUUAAAAUCAUAUGAAAGAGCGCUGUAGUGUUAGGAGGUCUUCUUCUAAUAUUAAUAAUAAUAAUAAUGAACUUCAGCUGUUGAUACCUGCCUUGGCAAUUUCAGUUCAAAAGGUUUUGAGAUUUUUCUUUUAGGUUAAGUGGCGUUUUAGUUUCAGCCAUUUUAAAUCUUUGUUAUUGCGGGGGAGGGGAACAUCUUAUCUGUGUACUUUUUGUUAUACUAUGCAACAACGUCAAAGGAACUGUGUAUUAUUAUAAUUAUUAUUACUUUUGUUUUUUUCUUUUGUAGCUUCACAUCACAAUCAGAAAACCGCAGCAAUAUUUUUGUUACAAUUGAUUGACUCAGGCUUUUUGUGGUGCUAUUUAUUAUUGCUUUCGAAACGUCAUACACUAACAAACUGUCCAGAGCACUCAGGAUUCCUUACAGCCUCACUGUAAGAUUUGAUAAGACAUCCAAAAGAGAUUUUUUUUUUUCAAUUCUCUGUAUUUUCAUACAUUUCUGAAGUCCUCAAGAUUUGUGAUAUAUAGGAGGGAAAGUAUUUUUUGUUCGCCCUGUUCUCAAAAAUACGAUUGAGUCAUUUGCUGAAUGUUGAAGUAGCGUUGAUAUCAGGCAAAUUGAACGUUAAUACCUCCUGGUUUUGAUACAAAAAUAAUAAGAAUUUGUAUGAAUAAUAAGCUCUUGUUAUGUGUAUGAAGCAUUAUUCAGUUGGUGUACCAGUGUUAGUAAAGCUUGCUUUGUAUUUUACUGGCUUUGAGCAGGCUCCUUUAGCCAAAGAAUAAAGAUCUCAAACCUUA